Molecule: messenger RNA, 1859 nt
Organism: Ornithodoros turicata
Lineage: Eukaryota; Metazoa; Arthropoda; Arachnida; Ixodida; Argasidae
Gene: Srp68
Product: signal recognition particle subunit SRP68-like
Exons: 9
Coding region: 87-1832 (581 amino acids)
Biological process (GO): SRP-dependent cotranslational protein targeting to membrane
Cellular component (GO): signal recognition particle, endoplasmic reticulum targeting
Molecular function (GO): 7S RNA binding; signal recognition particle binding; endoplasmic reticulum signal sequence receptor activity
Source: RefSeq, a predicted model, not a curated record
UUGCUGAUAUAUUGUAUUCCUGCGCGUCGUAAGUGAGAAUCCGUGAGAGCUCAGCUUCUAGCAUAUGUGUUGAGCCCUCAUUGAAAAUGCCUGCACCUACGACAGAAUCAAAUCAAAUACAGAUGGGGACAGGUGAUAACAACGACAGCGAUGUGAUUGAAGUGCAGAAAAACACUGUGACUCUCGAAAUUCUUCGUAUCAUAAAGGACGCCCAGCAGAAACAUGGUCUACGUCAUGGUGACUACCAGCGCUACCGCGGUUACUGCAGCCGCCGCCUUCGACGCCUGCGCAAGUCCUUGCACUGGGUGCAGGGCAGCAGCAAGCACCGCUAUGUCGGAAAGCCGGUCACCGCUGAGGCCCUGGAGAAAGGGAGCGAUGGCCUACGUUUGAUCUUGCUGCCUUUGGUGCAGUGCGAACGAGCAUGGGCCCAUGCGAUGCAACUGAGGCAGGAGUCAAACACGGAGCCCCGCAAGCGGUUCCAUCUGUUGGGACGCUUGCGUAAGGCAGUGAAGCAUGCCAACAUCCUCACGAGCCUCUGUGAAGCAUGGUCCCAGUGUGAUGCCCGUACCCGCCUGGAAGCCCAGGCUUACGAUGCAUGGAUGCAGGGUGCUUUGGCUUUUGAGUUGCAGCAGUGGGGACCUGCUCUGGAGAGCUAUGGACGAGCACAGGCCAUCUACGAGCGACUGGCCCAUGCCAUGGCAGGAGAGGCAGACCGCACACUUUUCCUGCAACGCCUGGAAGAGCUGAGUCCCAGUCUGCGUUACUGUGCCUACAACAUCGGGGAUGAGUCGGCGGCAGCCGACCUACAGCGGAUGCGCCUUCAAGGCACGGGCUCUGCAGAUCUUGACCACUUGGUGGCGCAGACACGUGAGAAACAGGCACGUUCCCUGUCGGAGGUGGAGUGGCUCGGACGUCGCCUGCCAGUUCGUCAGGAGAAGGUGCGCCUGUUUCUGUGUGCUGCCAAGGAAGCACCGAAGGAAGCCCAGCAGGCACCCGACCUCGAUGCACGAAUUGCUCUGCUGGAGCGACUCUUGCUUGACUGCAAGGAUGCCAUACAGGUGGUACGUGAAGAGCUACGUACGACCGAAGCGGGCCGCAAUGUUGGCGGUCCAGUCAGCGAGCUGCAGCUCCUGCACUCGUACCUGCAGUGGACGCGACAAAAGACCACAGUAGAGCGUAAUCUUCUUCUGGUGCAACAGCUGCAGGAGGGAGGACCGAGGAAGCCCCUUGACCUUCUGCGUCCGUACGAAGUCAUUGUGCAGAACCUGAAUGAAGCGCUUCAGCUGCCCGGAGUGGAAGAGGGAAGUGAAUUUGCGGAAAAAGUGGGCAGUGAACUGCUGUGCUACAAGGCGUACAGGGCACAUCACGUGGGUCAGGCACUGGCUGCUGCUGGCCGUCGCCUGGAAGCUGUGGCUCUCUUUCACAGAGGCCUGCAGUACGCCAAGCAGGCGCUGGCACGAUCCCAGCUUCUACCGGAGGAGACUGUGGGUCCGCUCAAGGAGCUGGAGACCCUGCUGGAGGGCCAGAAGUAUUCUGUGCAUGCUGACAGCCUCCUUGGAGCUGCUGCACAGCCAGCUGCAGCACCAGAUGUCGAAACUAAGUUUCUACUAGACCGUUUGGAUACCUACAUGGAGGACAGCAGGCUAUUAGGAAAGAAUCCCAAUAUUGCCCCCUUCCCUCCAGAUAUGGAACCAAUAGCAUGCAAACCCCUUUUCUUUGACCUGGCACUGAACCACAUAGAGUUUCCUUCCCUGGAAGAUGUGGCUGAAAGCAAGAAGGGUCAAGGCCUCACUGGUCUUGUACGUGGCUGGCUUGGAGGAUGGAAGUCUUAAUAAAUGCCUCCCUGACAUGUUUGGUUA